AUGAUCCAGAAUUCUGAAUACCAUCGGGGCGCUAUUGACCAGUUUCAUGUACUGGUCGUUCUUUUCCAAUUGUCAUCGAAGUACAUCCCCGAGUUGUCAGGCAUGUUGCAGGAGCAUGGCGGCGAUGAUGCUUCUCUUUGUGAAUUAUACCUACCAUUCAUCGUGCAAAGUUUUUAUUGUCACCGAGUAUGGAUAACUGCGUACACAGUCAGCGGCAACAACAUCUACGUCACCAUACCGAUAAUUUUAUUUGCAGCUUCGUCUUAUGUACUUAUUCCACCGCAGCAGGCCGGGGCUUUCUUGAACGACGCGGUACUCAAAAUCUCUGUCGCAAGAGCACUUCAGACUGUUUUGUGUGACUCCAUGAUCAGCCUUUCCGUCUACUUUUACCUACGCUCUGCAAGAUCCGGUGUCCACCGUUUGUUGGCUAUCAGCAUAUGCAUCUUGUACUGGGCAAACUCGACUGUUGUCAUCCGCAGGUGUAGGCACGGUUCUCAGAAGUUCAUAUGCAAAUUCGUUACUGUCCAUACUCAACGCAGGGAGGCGACCUGA
Suillus subalutaceus is the source of this 552-nucleotide messenger RNA. RefSeq lists its product as uncharacterized. Bases 1 to 552 code for a protein of 183 amino acids. The transcript is spliced from 14 exons. The record is from RefSeq and is a predicted model, not a curated record. Lineage: Eukaryota; Fungi; Basidiomycota; Agaricomycetes; Boletales; Suillaceae.